Nicotiana tabacum (common tobacco) is the source of this 408-nucleotide messenger RNA. RefSeq names its product auxin-responsive protein SAUR68-like. NCBI's taxonomy places the organism in Eukaryota, Viridiplantae, Streptophyta, Magnoliopsida, Solanales, Solanaceae. Gene Ontology annotation, biological process: response to auxin. The record is from RefSeq and is a predicted model, not a curated record.
AUGGAAAGAAAGACAAUGGUCAGUACUAAGAAGCUCAUCAAAAUGGCAAGGAGAUGGCAAAAGUUCGCGGUCAAGCAGAGGAAGCAGAUUUCACUUCCAAGAAAUGGUAGUGAUGCAGACAGUUUUAGUACAUCUUCAUCCUCUAUUGCCGGAAAAGGCCAUUUUGUAGUCUAUACAAUUGAUCAAAGGUGCUUAAACAUGUCUGAAGAAGAGUUUGGACUACCAAGUGGUGAUCCUAUUACAUUACCCUGUGAUUCGGCGUUCAUGGACUACAUCAUGUCACUGAUCAAGAAAGGUGUAACUGUUGGAGAUCUUCACAAAGCAUUGCUCCUCUCAAUUCCCUCAUGUUGCUGUUCAACUUCUUCCUUUCACCAAGAAAGUGGAAAUCAACAAAUUCUUGUUUAUUGA